Monosiga brevicollis MX1 is the source of this 2286-nucleotide messenger RNA. RefSeq lists its product as uncharacterized. Bases 1 to 2286 code for a protein of 761 amino acids. The record is from RefSeq and is a predicted model, not a curated record. Gene Ontology annotation, molecular function: alpha-L-arabinofuranosidase activity. The transcript has 9 exons. Gene Ontology annotation, biological process: L-arabinose metabolic process. Lineage: Eukaryota; Choanoflagellata; Craspedida; Salpingoecidae.
AUGAUUGGAGAUCAGUCCCUCUUGUUGAUGUUUUAUUUUUUGUUGAUUUCUUUGAUGUUUUUUUUUUUUUUUUACUGUCGACAUCAGGACUGUCUAAGGACAGGACUGUCUAAGAACGCAUUUGAUCCGCUUUUGCCUCGAUCUCUCUCCUAUAUGGAUGGCGAGUGGGACGUGGUUGUUGGUGGUCGCGGUACCAUUCCCACGAGCAAGGGGCGUGUUCAUCUGGCACGCGAGGAACCGUCCCACCAAAAAAACCGCAAAGACCAGGCUGGCCAACUCCGCGACAUCCCAGACCCCGAUGCGACCGAUUUCCGUCCCUGGUACGGUGUUGGCCUGGCCACCCUGAGCCUGACCGACAGCACGCAGCCCUUUUCCAGCAACCCGAUGGUGAUGCAGCUACAGGCCGAUGCGCCCAACUCGGGCAUUGGCAAUGAUGGCUACUGGGCAAUCUCAGCGCGCCCUGGUGUUGGCUUUAAUCUUACGUUCUGGGCCAAGAGCUCUCAACAGCUGGCCUUGCAGGCCCAGCUUCGCGAUCGCGCCUCAAGCCAGGUCGUGGCCUCUGCCGGCUUGGUCACCUUGACAAGCCAAGUCAACAGCUGGACCCGUUACGAAGUGUCCAUUCCGGCUGCGGCGAGCUUCGUGCCAGCCGUCAGCUUUGAGCUUGUUGUGGCCAACGGGUCGGGCACCGUCUUGUUGGACCACGUGUCUCUGAUCCCGCAGGACGCCAUUUACGGUCUUUUCCGCGCUGAUCUGGCCAACGUUCUUCAUGGUCUCAAGCCUGGCUUUGUCCGUUUGCCUGGUGGCAAUUACCUCGAAGGAUAUACUGUGGACACGCGCUGGAACUGGAAGAAUGCCCUGGGCAACCGCGAAAACCGCUCCGGCCAUUUUAACUCUGCUUGGGGCUACUGGGUCACGGAUGGCAUGGGUCUGUAUGAGUUGAUGCUCCUGGUGGAGUUCCUUGAGAGCCAACCUCAAGUCUCCAUCUACACGGGUUAUUCCAUGGGACUGCCGUACGUGCCGCUGAAUGAGAGCGGAUGGAUUGUGCAGGAUGCGGUUGACCUGAUUGAGUUUGUCAAGGGCAACACGAGCACGCCCUAUGGAGAGAUGCGUGCAGCCAUGGGUCACCCGGCGCCCUUCUAUCUCAACCGCCUGGAGGUGGGCAAUGAGGAGCACUUGAUGGAUUCGGGCAGCUACCCGGGUCACUACAAGUUGAUCACGGAUGCCAUUUGGGCCAAGUAUCCCGACAUGCAGGUGGUGGCUUCGGGCCGCUGGGGCGGUUUUAACGGCGACGGCAGCCCGUGCACCUCGGGCAAUCCACCCAUGCGCUGUGACAUGUGGGAUGACCAUUACUAUGAAGACCCGGACACGAUGGCAGCCAUGACGACGCAGUACGAUGCUUAUCCGCGUGACUUUCCCGACGUUUUUGUGGGCGAAUACGCGGCGCGCGGCAACGGUCAGGAGCUGGCGUUGCAAAAUGCCUUGGGUGAAGCGGCCUUUUUGCUGGGUGGGGAGGCCAACGGCGAUAAGGUCAAGGCGACGAGCUUUGCGCCCCUCUUCGGCAACGUCUACUACCAGCAGUGGCUCUACAACCUGGUCAACUUCAAUGGCAGCACCCAUUUUGUGCUGCCAUCUUAUUAUGUGCAGACAAUGCUGCAGGCGGCACGGGGUACGGUGUACGUGUCGGAGAUGUCGCUGACAGAUGGCUCGAGCUUGACGCGGGUCGUGGCAAGCGUGCAAAACAACAACACGCUUCAUGUCAAGCUGGUCAACUAUGGCAGCCAGCCGCAGCCUGUAACGAUUGUGGCGCCCACUUUGGGAUUGCACGGCACUGCCAACAUCACCACGCUGACCUCGACCACGGGCCCGUCGGCAGCCAAUAGCCUCGAUGAGCCCAACGCUGUCGCGUGGGCUCCAAGUGAGAUUUGGCAGUCAGACGAGUGGCGAUGGAGCCAAACACGGGUGAGGGCUCGCAACCAUGCUACAGGGUGCAUCUUUCCCCUUCCUUCAAAUGGCGGCUUGCCGACCCUGAUAAAGCGAUCAAAUCCAUCUGCCCGGGUCCGAUCUGGUCCGAUCUGGUCUCGUCUGGAUGGUCUGCUGGUCUGUCUGUCCCGCCCCCGUAUGUGUGUGUGUGUGUGUGUGUGUGUGUGUGUGUGUGUGUGUGUGUGUGUGUGUGUGUGUGUGUGUGUGUGUGUGUGUGUGUGUGUGUGUGUGUGUGUGUGUGUGUGUGUGUGUGUGUGUGUGUGUGUGUGUGUGUGUGUGUGUGCACGUGUGCAGACAGGCGCGUGA